This is a messenger RNA of Suillus fuscotomentosus, 486 nucleotides long. RefSeq lists its product as uncharacterized. The record is from RefSeq and is a predicted model, not a curated record. The transcript is spliced from 5 exons. Lineage: Eukaryota; Fungi; Basidiomycota; Agaricomycetes; Boletales; Suillaceae. Bases 1 to 486 code for a protein of 161 amino acids.
AUGGCAAACGAGAUGGGGUCUCGUUAUCAGUGCGAUAACAGCUUUUCAUUGUCUGUUGACAGCACACUGAGUGGGCAUAACUCAGACAUGAUCUGCCUUCCAUCAGUGGACAUACUCAGACAUGACAACCUAUCUUCCAUCAUCAUUUGUACGGAACCCUCUCUGGAGCCUCGCAAGAGCUACAACAUCACAGACCACCUCGAUGAUACCCUCGUCGAAUAUACCCCUGAUCAGAGUAUACCAGAAAAUCAUUCUGCUGUUGACCAAUGGUCAUCUCCUAAUCCAGGCUACAUGGGCUCGUCUCCUGCAUCCUUCGACUAUAUUGAGGAACAGUUUGGCAGAGGUCAUCAAUAUGAAUUACCGCCUGCUGAAUUGACUCCCUCACGGCUGAGGACAAAACUCAAGGCCACAAUGCAGGACACUGGUAUUGUCAAAGAUGCCUCUGCUCGAUGCCAGGCCUAUCAAAAUCCCUCUGCCGAGCCUUAG